Molecule: messenger RNA, 1663 nt
Organism: Triticum aestivum (bread wheat)
Lineage: Eukaryota; Viridiplantae; Streptophyta; Magnoliopsida; Poales; Poaceae
Product: protein trichome birefringence-like 9
Exons: 3
Coding region: 32-1327 (431 amino acids)
Cellular component (GO): Golgi apparatus
Molecular function (GO): O-acetyltransferase activity
Source: RefSeq, a predicted model, not a curated record
CUCGGCUCCUUAUUCUCCUCUCAGCCUGUUAAUGAUCGCCAUCACUACUCAAGUAUUAGUCGGAGAUCCAUCCAUGCAAGCUAAACACGCUCCGGUGUCCGCUUUGCUGGUUCUCUUCGUGCUCUCUGUCGUCCUCACGCUCGUGCCGCAGCCGCAGAAAUCAUUCUUCCAGGCUCGGCCACUGCCGCUUCUGAUCGACAAUGAUGGCGGAGGCAUUGUGGCUCACGCCGACCCAUCCGGUGGCUGCGACUACUCUGACGGAAAAUGGGUGAAGGACGCCACUACCGCGACGCUCUACGGGGAGGACUGCCCAUUCCUUGAUCCCGGCUUCCGCUGCGAGCGCAACGGCCGGAACGACUCAUCCUUCCGGCACUGGCGCUGGCAACCUCGCGGCAGCUGCCGCCUCCCUAAGUUUAAUGCGACGGAUAUGUUGGAGAGGAGCCGGAACGGCCGAAUCGUGUUCGCUGGCGACUCCAUCGGCCGUAACCAGUGGGAGUCCAUGCUGUGCAUGCUCGCCAGCGCCGUGCCGAAUGGUUCGAGGAUAUAUGAGCAGUCCGGGAAGCCCCUUAGCCGGCACAAGGGCUACCUCUCCAUGAUCUUCCUGGACUACAACCUCUCUGUGGAGUACUACCGCGCGCCGAUGCUCGUCAUGGUCGACCGCAUCCCGCCGGUGGCAAGCAACAAAGGUGCAAGCGCCACCAGGGGUGCCAUCCGGCUGGACGCGCUGCCACGGCACGCCACGCGCUGGGCCGGUGCUGAUGUGCUCGUCCUCAACACGGGUCACUGGUGGAAUGAGCACAAGACCAUCAAAUCAGGAAAUUAUUUCAUGGUGGGAAAUCGGUUCAACAUGAAAAUGGACAUCAAGGAAGCGUUCCGGUUAUCCCUGCAGACGGUGAAAGACUGGGCGCUAAGCAAUCCACGACUCUCCACAAGGGGCUAUCUCUUCUUCAGGAGCUAUUCUCCAUCGCACUACGACAACGGAACGUGGGACACUGGGGGCUCAUGUGCAGACCAACGGGAUCCUCUUAUGAUGACCACUGGCGAGAGCAACCAAGAGUAUUCGUGGAUCAACACGAUGAUCUCGAGCACAGCACGGGGCACAAUUAGACAGCAGAUGGACAAUAGGGUGGUGUUCUUGAACAUAACGCACAUGACAGCACUGAGAAGGGACGGUCAUCCUUCACGGCACCGAGAGCCCGGGACGCCGCCGGAUGCCCCAGAGGAUUGCAGCCACUGGUGCCUGCCAGGCGUGCCGGACGCGUGGAACCAGGUGAUGUACGGGCACCUCGUGUCUACGGGAUAUGGCAUGAGGUUGGUCAAAAAAUAAUCAGCAGCUCAUCUCGCACCAAUUCUAACAUGGCUGCACACACGAACUUCACACCCACGUUGCAUAAUUCAUGAAAUGCAGAAUUAGCAGAGAUUUAGAUAGGGUAGGGAGCAGGAGCAUGGUGUAUCACAAAAGCAUAAAGAUGUAUGUAAAGUGUUUGACUCUGGCACAUAGGGUAGGCAGCAGGACCCCGGUGUAUCACAAAAGUCAGAGGAGCACCCCCGUGCAUGCAUGCAUGCAGAAUUGGCGUGAGGCAAGCUGAGCCGUUGAUCCCAUGGACUCUCAAGUUGUUGCAUCCGUCUGAUCGGUUUGUAUACACACAAAGACGAGCAACAA